CCUAAUCAGUGAGGAGGGUGUUGAAAAAUGAAUCUUGUUCAACAGAUACAAUUUCAUUUAUGGUCAGUGAGUCAAGAGCCUAGAUUUAAGAAAGUAGAUGUGGGAAACAGAAUAGGAAUGGGAGAUUUUUCAGGGAUUUAUACUAGGUCCAGUGCUUUAGUAUUUUCAUCAGUGGCCGGGAAGAACACACAAUCCACAAAUUUGAUCAGCUUUGAUUUCAUGUUAAGGUUGAUGGAGCAAUGAAGCAUGAAGAAGGAAUGCCAGCUGUACAGUGUCCUCUGAACUGUUUGAUUAACUGGGUCUAAUAUAGCCAAAAAUGCCUUUAUAGAGCCUCAGUACAAAGUUACACUUCUUGCAGGGAAGACUGGAAGCUCUAGACUGAGGAAGUGUGCUUCCAGAAAGCAGUGACCUUGGAAAGGCUGGAGGGAUCACAGCAGAUAGACGAUGGUAUGUGAGCCCUCCGAGUAAUGUUUUAUAAAUGGGGGCUACUAUAAACAAACUAAUUAUUUUGUUAACACCAGUUUACAUCCGUGAUUAGAUAUUUAAACAGGAAGUACUGAAUAGGCAUACAGAGGUGAAAUUGGUUCGGGAAUAUUUUGACCAGCUUUAAUGCUAGCAUUUUUAAGGAGCUCUUCGAAAGAAAGGAAGACGUUCUAUAGUUCAAAAUUACUUGGAUGAUUAAAUCACUCGUUAUAACACUUCUUUUAAAGUGCUCAGUUGGUUUAGCUUAUCACGAGGUUUUUAAAUGUUCUUGAUUUUCUUUGGGCAAAAUAGGCUGUGUACUAAAGGACUCUUUAAUUUAGUGGAAAAAGAUACGAUAGCACUCAGUGUCUGGAAGGUAAAAAAGAAAAGAUUAUUUCAAAUUAGAAAAAAGGCACAGAUUGUUAACAAUGAACGUGAUUAGUUACUGGAGGCAUUAGGAAGAUGCCUGUACUUAUUAAGGGAAAUUAGGAUGUCUCCCUCUCUUGAAGUCAUAAAGAUAAGAUGAAAUAUCUUUCAAGAUGCAUGCAUUAGUGAAACAUAAGGUAUUGGGUCUUGGUACAGGAGUAUUUGCACGUGCCAAACAGAUCUCACCCAGUUGUGCUCAGGCUAGGUCUCUCUUUUGGCCCAAACUGGAGUUAGUCAAAUGAUCUGAUUAUGAUAAUUGUUCAUUUAUAGGACCCCUUUAAAUCUAUUAAGUAUGCAUUUUCUGUUAAGGUAAUAAAUGCACUUAUAUGAGCCAUGUAUUUAAAUGAAAUCAAAUGUUUGUGGCCUCUUUUAUUCUGGAAGCCCUGUGAUUUUUGAGGAUGGGGAAGGAGAGGGAUGGCUGUUUCAUUUCUUGAACAAACCAGAAUAUCUUCCCCAGUCUUUUUCCUCAAAAAUCUGAUACAUCUGCUAAUAUGCUCUUAAGAAGUCUGCUCACCAAUAGUGAGAGAUAAGCUUUAUGUUGUGAGUGUGGGGAACUAAGUCGUUUUAUUCCGCAAAAAUUACUUUUUCACUGGGGGAAGAAAUUGCACAUGCUUGUGGUUUCAGAAGUGGUUUGGAGUGUGAAUCAACACACAAGGAUGCAGUGUUGUUUUGUGUCUGUACUUUACUUUGUCAGGCAAUGCCAGAAUGAAAUUAGCAUGUUUAUUAUUCAUCAAAAAGAAUGAUUUCCUUUGUAUCCUGUCUGCCAAAGCUGUAAAGGAUGUAGAGAGAAAAAACAUCCUCAGCCAUUACAGAGAUAAAUGCUUGUAGGCUCAGUGGCCCAUUGGGACAGUUGGUUCAGCUUGUUUUCCUAAGCUCCACUAGGAGUGAGAUGGGAAUGAGAGCGGUAGUGACAGCAGCCUGUUCUUGGUAACCAUCUUUCCAGACAUCUCGAUCUUUUCCCCCAUCACAGGACGAGCAGGUGCCCAGUCGUGUGAUGGUGGAAGGGCCAUGGGAAAUACAGCCUUCAGAAGCUGGAUGCUUUGGUUGUGGCAGAUUACUACUGGAUGCCCUUUUCCCCCAGCUGCUUCCUAGACUUCGGUAGGAAAUGGGGCUGCCUCACGGUAGAACAUGAGCAGGUAAUGCACAAGGAGCACCACUGGGAAUCAUGUCAGACGAGUCAAUCUCAGGGAGUGAUCCGGACCUGGACCCGGACUUGGAGCAGGAGGAUAUGGAAGAGGAGGAGGAGGAAGAUGAAGAGGAGGCGAUGGAGGAGGACAAUGAUGGGGAUGACGAGGAAGACUUACUUGAUGAGAAUGACCAACCCCAGGAAGCUGUGUUCAGCAGUGACCAUGUUGAACAUGCAGAGGAUGGAGAAUGGCAGCGCUCUACUUCAACUACCUCAUCUCAGAGUGAGCGGGCAGAGCGACUCUUGCAGAACCAGCACAAGAGCCUGGCCUCUGAGGACACCAAAAAGAAGAGGGCUCAGAAACCUUCUCACAUGCGGAGAAACAUAAGAAAGCUGUUGCGUGAGGACCAACUGGAAGCUGUGACAAAAGCAGCCCAGCAGGAAGAGUUGGAGAGAAGGAAACGGCUAGAGCAGCAGGGGAAGGAUUCCCCAGCCACUAUUCCUACUGUACCCAUAGAGUUUCUUCCUGAGGACAUCGUUUUCAGAACAGCAGAGGCUACCCAGCUCCCCCCUCAGGUCCUGGCUGAGGAAGUGAUCUGCCUAGAUAGUACCAGCAGUGGCAGUGAAGAUGAUGCUAAAGGGAAAAAUAGCAUUAAAGAUGAAGUGAUCGAGUUGAGUUCAGGAGAGGACGAUGCCCUCCAGAUUGUGGACAGCAGUGAUUCUGGCAAUGAAGGGGAGGAAGACGGCAGUGAAGAGAGCAGUGGCUCUCAUGUGAAUGAUGCCUUAAAUCAGUCAGAUGCUCUGGGGCAAGUCAUUGUGAACAUCAACCAUCCACCAAAUGAGGAGGACAUUUUCCUGGCUCCCCAGCUUGCACAUGCAGUAAAACCUCAUCAGAUUGGUGGAAUCCGAUUCCUGUAUGACAACUUGGUGGAGUCCUUGGAGAGAUUUAAAACCAGCAGCGGCUUUGGGUGUAUUUUAGCACAUAGCAUGGGCCUUGGCAAGACCAUACAAGUCAUCUCUUUCUUGGAUGUACUUUUUCGGCACACACAGGCAAAGACUGUUCUUGCCAUUGUACCUGUGAAUACGCUCCAAAACUGGUUAGCAGAAUUCAACAUGUGGCUCCCAGCACCUGAAAACCUUCCCGCUGAGUAUAAUUUUUUUUUCCGCACCUUCAAAGUCCACAUCCUGAAUGAUGAACACAAGACAACAGCUGCACGUGCAAAGGUGGUGAAUGACUGGGUGAUAGAGGGUGGUGUGCUGCUGAUGGGAUAUGAGAUGUACCGUCUCCUCUCACUGAAGAAGUCCUUUGCCGCUGGCAGGAAGAAGAAAACAAAGAAACAAGCUGGCCCUGUCAUUAUUGACUUGGAUGAGGAAGACCGGCAACAGGAGCUUCUGAAAGGGAUUGAAAAAGCUUUGUCUCGCCCUGGCCCAGAUGUCGUUAUUUGUGAUGAGGGGCACCGGAUAAAGAACUGCCAUGCCAGCACUUCUCAGGCCCUGAAGAACAUCCGCUCCCGCCGACGAGUAGUGUUGACUGGCUAUCCACUCCAGAACAACCUUAUUGAGUAUUGGUGUAUGGUAGACUUUGUUCGACCUGACUUCCUAGGCUCGCGGCAGGAAUUCAGCAACAUGUUUGAGCGCCCCAUCCUGAAUGGGCAGUGUAUUGACAGCACCCCUCAAGAUGUCCGUCUCAUGAGGUAUCGCAGUCAUGUCCUGCAUAGCCUGCUGGAGGGCUUUGUGCAACGGCGAGGCCACAAUGUGUUAAAAGUUCAACUUCCCUCUAAGGAAGAACAUGUCAUUUUGGUACGUUUAUCAAAGAUCCAGCGGGCCCUUUAUACGGAGUUCAUGAACCGGUUCCGAGAUGCAGGCAACAGUGGCUGGCUGGGAUUGAACCCACUCAAAGCUUUCUGUGUCUGUUGUAAGAUCUGGAACCACCCAGAUGUGUUGUAUGAAGCUCUUCAAAAGGAGAAUCUGACAAAUGAGCAGGAUUUGGAUGUGGAUGACCUUGGCACAGCAAGUACUAAUUCCCGCUGCCAGCCUCAGGGAAUUAAAGUCAAAACAGAAAGUAGUGCUUUGCCAUCACCGAUUGGAGAAGCUACCAAUAGCAAGUUCCUCCAGAGCGUUGGCUUCAACCCUUUUCAGGAGAGAGCGAAUCAGGUUGUUACUUAUGAGUGGGCCAAAGACAUCUUGUGUGAUUACCAGACAGGAGUCUUGGAGAACUCACCCAAGAUGGUGUUACUGUUCCACUUAGUGGAGGAGAGCAUGAAGCUUGGAGACAAGAUCUUGGUCUUCAGCCAGAGCUUGUCCACAUUAUCUGUCAUUGAAGAGUUUUUGGCAAAGAGACCAAUGCCGAGUCCUCCAGGUUCAGAUGGUGGAGUUCACAACUGGGUCCGAAACAUCAGCUAUUACAGACUGGAUGGCAGCACCUCUGCCUCAGAAAGGGAACGCCUGAUUAACCAGUUCAAUGACCCCAGCAACACUUCUGUCUGGUUAUUCUUGCUGUCCACACGUGCUGGGUGUUUGGGUGUCAACCUCAUUGGAGCAAACAGAGUGGUGGUGUUUGAUGCUUCUUGGAACCCGUGCCAUGACGCCCAAGCUGUGUGUCGAGUGUAUCGCUAUGGACAGAAGAAGCCAUGCCACAUUUACAGACUGGUUUCUGAUUACACCCUCGAGAAGAAGAUCUACGACCGCCAGAUCUCCAAACAGGGCAUGUCAGAUCGGGUGGUGGAUGAUCUGAACCCGGUGCUGAACUUUACCCGACGGGAGGUAGAGAACCUGCUGCAUUUUGUAGAAGAGGAAUCUGACCCUGCUCAACUCUCCCUCAAUCCAAGCAAGAUGAAGGAGUCUGUUCUACAAUUAGCCUGUCUCAAGUAUCCUCACCUCAUCACCAAGGAGCCUUUUCAGCAUGAAUCACUGCUGAUUGACCGGAAGGAGCACAAGCUGACCAAGGCAGAGAAGAAAGCAGCCAAGAAGAGCUACGAGGAGGAGAAGCGAGCAUCCGUCCCCUACACCCGGCCGUCCUACGCACAGUAUUACCCAGCCAGUGACCAGAGUCUGACAAGUAUCCCUGCCUUUAGCCAGAGGAACUGGAGACCAGCCCUCAAGGGUGAGGACAAGCCAGUGGCAAGCGUCCGCCCAGUUCAAUCCACCCCCAUUCCUAUGAUGCCCCGGCAUGUCCCCAUGGGCAGUGCAGGAUCAGCCUCGAGUUCCAAUCCUGCUGUCAACUUCCCCAUCAACUAUCUCCAGCGAGCCGGCGUCCUCGUGCAAAAGAUUGUCACCACCACAGAUAUUGUCAUUCCGGGUACAAACACGUCCACUGAUGUACAGGCAAGAAUCAGUGCUGGCGAGAGCAUCCACAUCAUCCGAGGGACUAAAGGGACAUACAUCCGGACCAGUGACGGGCGGAUUUUUGCUAUUCGGACCACUGGGAAGCCAAAGGGCAAUGAAGACCAUCGGACAGCUGCCUCAGGCUCCCAGAGCUCUUCGUUGGAGUCCACGAGCAAUGGCAGACACAGUGCCUCAUCACCGCAGCUCCCCAGCGCGGAGGAGCUCACUCGGCCCAUAUCCCCCGACAGCCCCGAGAUCAUCAGUGAGCUGCAGCAGUACGCAGAGGCGGCGGCUGCUCGGGAGUCCCGGCACAGCUCUCCCAGCACCAAUGCAGCGCAAGGCCACCCUGCCCGCACGGACAACGUGACCGGCUUUGCAGCCCGAGGAGCUGAGCAGCGUGCAGGGAUUCACUGCAUGGCUCCCUCUGUGUCUUCGGCCCUGCCGGCCACCAGCCAGCACGUCGAUGGCCACUCAGUGUUGGACUUACGGGGCAACAAGCGCAAGUCGACCUCACCGUCGGCUCCAGAGGAACAAGCCCGCAGGCAGCAGAAAAAGCGCCAGUUGCCAUCGUCCGUGCAGCCGUACGAACACGGGUACCCAGUCUCUGGUGGGUUCACCAUGCCUCCUGUCUCUUUAAACCACAACCUAUCCCAUCCAUUUGCCUCCCAGCCAGGAAACUCCUUAUACAUGGGCACUGGCUCCUCUUAUUACCAGCUGCCCAAUUUACUCCCAGACCCUCAUCUGGUGUUCCCUGUGACUACUGACCCUCUGCUGACAGCCGGCACCGCCAGCUCUUCUGCUGCUACCUCAGCCACCGCCAGCGUCCCCUCAUUCAUGCUAAACCCUUCUCUGACGGGGGUGCUGCCCAAUUACUCGCUUCCCUUCACGCAGUCACUCCUGCCCGAGCCCAGGAUGUUUGCUCCUUUCCCAGCCCCCGUCUUGCCUAGCAGCCUUCCCAGGAGCAUGGCAUCUGCCUACCCUGGCUACAUGUCCCCUCACUCGGGCUACCCGGCCGGGGGGCUCCUUCGGUCCCAGGUGCCUCAGUUUGAACCCCAGGAGGUCCCAGAGGUGGGAUGCAGCUCCAAUGACGAGGACAAAGACGACGAUGUUAUAGAGAUCACAGGGAAAUAACGGGCCCAGCUCCUGCUCGGUCUCAGCUCAGCCAGGAGGCAAAAGUUGCAGGACCUUUUUGGGAGUCAGGAUUUCCCCUCUGGGCCAUGGCAUCGGGUGGAGAAGGAUGUGAAGGGGGUGGUGUGGGGUUUGUUUUGUUUUUUUGUUUUGUUGUUUUUUAGCUGUCAAGGAUCUGAAUUGUAUCGGGUGCUGGGAGACUGGGGGGGAUAGAGUGGACCUGUGAGGGCCAGGGAAUCAAGAGCUGGGGGAGGGAGGGAAGCAGCAAUGCAAACCGCAGGAGUGCCUCCCUCCCACGCUCUGUCUGUCUAUCUGUCUCUGUUCUCUGUCUUGUCUGAAAGGGGGAGGCUUGGUGUUGCGAGUCGCUGCCCUUCUCAGGCCUGGAGGCGCAGGCUUGACUGCUGGCAGGGCCAAGCUCCCUCUCACAUGAACUGCCUUAUCUGUGAACUUGUCUCACUCCAGGAGGUGUGGGCUGGGGAGUGGGGACUCCAGCAGAGGUUGGGGAUGAAGCGUUUUUAGUCGA
Molecule: messenger RNA, 6989 nt
Organism: Struthio camelus australis
Lineage: Eukaryota; Metazoa; Chordata; Aves; Struthioniformes; Struthionidae
Source: RefSeq, a predicted model, not a curated record